Molecule: messenger RNA, 1144 nt
Organism: Centruroides sculpturatus (bark scorpion)
Lineage: Eukaryota; Metazoa; Arthropoda; Arachnida; Scorpiones; Buthidae
Product: succinate--CoA ligase [ADP/GDP-forming] subunit alpha, mitochondrial-like
Exons: 3
Coding region: 219-524 (101 amino acids)
Biological process (GO): tricarboxylic acid cycle
Cellular component (GO): succinate-CoA ligase complex (ADP-forming); mitochondrion
Molecular function (GO): succinate-CoA ligase (ADP-forming) activity; succinate-CoA ligase (GDP-forming) activity
Source: RefSeq, a predicted model, not a curated record
CCGCUGGAGGGCGCAUAGACAGACAAGAGCGGGAAAAAGUGUUCGAAAGUCGUCCAUUCUUUUAUUAUUUUGAUCGUUCGGGAUCGAACAGAAAAGUUAGAAGACGACGGUUGGAAAAGAACGUCGUUGGGCGUUAUUGAAAUGAAGUUGUAGAAAAUGUUUACGUGAAGUUUACUUUUAUUUAACUACUUAUUAUGCAAGGAGAAUAAUGCAAAAGGAUGUUGGUAAAGCUGAAGAUGGACGAGCCUGAAGAGUGCAAGAUUGGCAUUAUGCCAGGACAUAUUCAUCAGGCAGGUAAAAUAGGAAUAGUAUCAAGAUCAGGAACAUUAACAUAUGAAGCAGUACAUCAGACUACAGCAGUGGGAUUAGGGCAGUCACUUUGCAUUGGUAUUGGAGGAGAUCCUUUUAAUGGAACUGAUUUUAUUGAUUGCUUAGAAAUAUUUCUCAAUGAUCCUGAUACUAAAGCUGGAGAUGUUGCUUUUAGUAAUAUGUAUAUAUUCAUCAUAUCUAAUAAAUCAUAUUAGAUUGUGUUAAUCCACAGUUAGUCAUGCCAAUAAGAAAUCCUUCUUUCCUUUCAAUAUUUUGUAUGUUUCACAUUUUAAGCUAAGAUAUAUUUUAAUUUUAUAAGUUUGUCUACUGCUUUAGUUAAUGUUGAAAUUGCUAUGAAAACCAAGCAUUUUCCACAUUUAUUUUACUUGGAGCAAAUAUAAAUGUGCUAUUACAUGAAGUUUCCUGCUACAUGAGCACACAUGUUUGUUUAUUACUUAAUAGUCAUUAGUGACCCAGAAAUCAAUAUGCUAUUAAACAUUAAUAAUACAAAGCUGAUAUCAGCAAUAUUUGCCAGAUACAAUCUCUUAUUUUUGUAACCACCAAAAAGGGGUUUGUAGGCAAAUAAACAAAUUUAUUAUGUCCUUUCAAUCCAACAUUCACCAGAGGUCAAGAACUGCUCAAAAGACAAUUUUAAUUCACAGAUCUUUAAUUAUAUGCAUUUUGGAUUGGAGUUUAUACCGAUCUUUCCUCAGUGUCGGUGUACUCUGCAUCAGUUUUGAGUUUUCUUAAUAACCUUACAUCAGUCACAGUUACAAACCCUGUUUGGUGGUUACAAAAAUAAUAAACAUUAAUAUGUAAUUAUAAAUUAUUUUCA